Molecule: messenger RNA, 5078 nt
Organism: Solenopsis invicta (red fire ant)
Lineage: Eukaryota; Metazoa; Arthropoda; Insecta; Hymenoptera; Formicidae
Product: protein MEMO1
Exons: 8
Coding region: 211-1101 (296 amino acids)
Source: RefSeq, a predicted model, not a curated record
GUGUCACAUGUAUUCUCUGAAUAAUCUAUGGUAAGAUUAGUAGUCAAGGAUUUAUGAUAACGUUUUAUAAAUAUAUUUUACACUCGCGUUUAAAAUAUAACUUCUAUUUCGCUUGUGAUCUCGCCAAGAGCUUUCACGUUAGAUUAAGUGCCAUUGAAUACGAAGUGAAGAGUACACACGAGACGACAAAACGACGCAUUCGGCCCAAAAAUGGCAUUAAUUAGGAGAGCUUCUCACGCUGGUAGUUGGUAUUCGGACAAUGGUUCUGAAUUGAGUAAACAGUUGGAAGGUUGGUUGAGCGCAGCUGACUUAUCCCAUGGACCUGCAAGAGCAAUCAUUGCCCCGCAUGCAGGAUACAGCUAUUGCGGGGCGUGUGCUGGUUUUGCUUACCGACAAAUUAGUCCUGUAGUUGUCCGUAGGAUAUUUAUUCUAGGGCCUUCUCAUCAUGUGAGAUUACCAGGUUGUGCCCUAUCUUCGGCUUCCAUUUAUCGAACACCAUUAUAUGAUCUGCAUAUUGAUCAACAAGUGAGAAGAGAGCUUGAAGAAACCGGACAUUUUGAAUGCAUGGACCUGAACACAGAUGAGGAAGAACAUAGCAUUGAGAUGCAAUUACCAUUUAUUGCGAAAGUUAUGGAAGGAUUCAAGGACUCAUUUACCAUAAUCCCAAUUUUGGUGGGAUCAUUGAGUCCGGAAAGAGAAGCGCUUUACGGGAGACUGUUAGCACCUUAUAUGGCUGAUCCACAAACACUGUUCAUCAUCUCUUCAGAUUUCUGCCAUUGGGGACAACGUUUUCGCUAUACUUAUUACGAUAGAUCGUGCGGACCUAUACAUAGAUCUAUCCAAAAUCUCGAUAAAAUGGGUAUGGACAUUAUAGAGACUUUGAAUCCUCCAAUGUUCACUGAAUAUCUCAAGAAGUAUGGCAAUACUAUAUGUGGUCGACAUCCAAUUGGCGUUUUAUUGCAGGCAAUUCACAGUCUUAAAGGAAAUACAAAUGGUCAAAGAAUGAAUUUAAAAUUCUUGAAAUAUGCUCAAAGUAGUCAAUGUAAUAAUAUGAACGACAGUUCUGUCAGUUACGCUAGUGCUUCCUUAGUACUCGAGUGAUAAAACUGUACAAUUUGAGCAUGGUCGUCGACCAGUCUUAAUAUAAACAUUUUUUUAAAGUGGAAUGAUGUUUAACAGUAACGUGACAGUAAAGUUCUAUACAUUAUUAAGCGAGAUAGACUAAACGUUGAAAUUUUAUAAUGCAAAAGAAAAAAAAUCAGACACUGAAUUUAAACUGUUCUAAUAUUAUUUCAACUUUUAAUAUUAUUUGUAUUAUGUGGCUAUCACGCAAUGGGUGACGGUUGGGGUAAAUGUUAAUUCUUGCGCAACGUUUAACAGAUACAAGUGUAUUCGAAUCUUUUGUAUAAAUGCAUUUCGGUUUAUUACUUACAAGAGAUAUUCAGUACUUCCAGAUUUCACAAUAAAAAUAGGAAGGAGCUUAAAUAUUUCUUUGCUUUGAUUCGUGAUCAAAUUAUUUUAGAAUUAAUAGCAGAAUGUUUCUUCAUGUAUAUUUUUCAAAGAGCAGAUUUCAAACUAUCGGCAAAGAAGAGAAUAUUAUUAGCAUUUACACAAAUGAGAUUACGGACAUAUUAAAAUUAUUACAUAACUUAUAUAUCUAAAUUUAUAUUUUAAAUAUGCUAUUUGCAUUGGAAAUAAUAGAAUUUUUGUCUUUGGUGCUUAAAUUUUGUUUUACGCUAUGCUAUAAAUUGGUAUAAAUUUAAAAUAAAUUUUUUUAAGUUAACAUAAAUUAACUUCUAUUAGAAUUAUGAAAAAAUAUAUAUUGGUAUAGAAGGUAAUGCUUGCUAUCUGGAACAUUUAAACUUUUACACACAUACACAUACACAUGAGUGUGUGUGCAUGCGCGUGCGUGCGUGCGUGUAUAUAUAUAUAUAUAUAUAUAUAUAUAUAUAUGUAUAUAUAUAUAUAUAUAUAUAUAUAUGGAGGGUAAUUCUUAAUUCAGGGUGGCAACGUUUUCCCAUAAGAGAUGACUUACGGAGCAUCUAGUGUUUAAUGGAUUACAGUUGUAGUCGCAAGUCAUCUUUCGUAAAGCGUUGGCACAAAAAUUAAGAUUCACUCUGUAUAUAUACGUAUGUAGUGAAAAUGUAUACAGAACAGUGAAGAAAGUAAUAUCACUUUUUAAAUAUUUUACAUGAAAGUGAAACUAUUGACUGUCUAUAGUUUUUACAAUCAAAUAUAAUUUUAUAUAUCACAUAAAAGUAUAUCAAAGCUUAUUUGAAUUAUUUCAACGUCUAACUACGUUUACACGGCUCAAUUUAGGAAGUUACAACAUCGAUGUUGAUAAUUAUUGACAUUACUGUGUAAACGCUGUUUUACGAAAUUUCUAUAUCAAUGCAAACGUAAUCAAUAUGUGUAAUUUAAAUUAAAUGAGCUUAUGAAUAUUUUUUAAAGUCUCUUCUGUGCCUUUCAGUAUGAAUAAUCUGUGUAAUCGAUAUAUCAAUACAAAAAUUUUUGGACUUUAGAAUUUAAAAUACAUACAAAUAUAUAUCCGUGUCGUUAUCAUAGGAAAAGACCUAUUUGGUCGAAAUCAAGUUGGCAACAGAUUCGAUAAUUAGAGACUAUAAGCUACCAUUUAAAGUGUUACCAUGAAUCUUUCACUCUCAAAAUUGACAAAAAAAAAACUUGGAAUGUUAAAGUUGUAAACACGGUAUUAAAAAAAAGAUCAAGUUUAAGUUCAAAGUCCUUCAACCCUUUAUGAUACUUUUUUUAGUAUAAUUUUGUGAAACUCGUUUUCUGGGGUUUUUUAGGGUCACUGAAUACGAAUCCGGUGUGGAAAGUAUAAAUUUCAAACUAGCGAAUUGAAUAUGACGGACGCAAUUUUCAAUAUGAACUAAAUUUGUUUGAAACAUGUUACUCGGGAGUUUUAGAGAUUGCUGAUUAGGAAUCCAGUGUCAAAAAUACAAAAUUAAAAAUGAUGGCUAACAUAGCGGAUAGAAUUUUUAAAAUUAACUGAAUUUGCUUGAAUUUUUGAAAAUUACGCUUGCCAUAUUGGUCCGCUAUAUGACAUCUGGCAUUUCAAAUUUUGUAUUUUUAACAUCGGAUUCAUAAUCAGACUUCAAAAACCUCUAAAUAACAAGUUUUAAGCAAAUUCAAUCGAUUUUGAUAAUUUUGUCCGCCAUAUUGUAUCCAUCAUUGUGAAUUUUUGACAUCGGAUUUGUAAUUAGCGACCUCAAAACGCCCAGAUAAUGAUUUUGAAAUAUAAUUUGUUAUGUAAAAUUUUAUAUAAACAAAUUUAAUCUCUAAAAAUGACAAUUUUUAGUACAUAUUUAUUAAUAAUAAAUUAUUUAUUUAAAAUAUGACGCUAAAAUUUAAUUUAUUAGUUAGAGGAAACCUUUAGCAAUCCAGCAAUACCAAACGCACUAAAGGUCACACUUACGUGAAACAAUUGAUUCGUUGAUAAAAUAAACUGAUGCUAGGUGCAACUCUCAAUAGCAGUAAAUUAUCAUUAAAAUAGUUAUCUAAUGAAGACCGUUAAUGAAUAUUAGACGUUGUAAAUUAGAAUUAGAAUUUUAAAAUUAUUAAAAAAAAAUCGCAUUAUGAAUACCGACUUGUGAUUAAUAUUGAAGAAAAUUUUUGUAAAAAAAGAAAUUUACUUACUCAACAAUUUACAGCGCACAAACGAUACAUUCGAUCAUAUGAAAUUAUCGUAAUGACCAAAUGGACCCUUUUCAGUAAGUCGUGUUUAUCUUCGCAAUGGAAAUUAUUUAGCAGGAAAGAUUAACGCCAAGAGUUACAUCUCGGAUUUCUUUAUACGAAUCAUGAAACAAAUUUUUUUGUUAAUUUUAAACCGACAAAACAGUGAAUAUGUCCGAAACUAGAAUCGACCAAAUGGGCCCUUUCCUAUGACGAAAAAAAAACACACACACAUACACAAACACACACACACACACACACACACACACACACACACACUCGACAGCAAAAUUAAAGCAUCAUCUAUUCUGACUUCUAAAAAUAGAUGUAAUUUUGUUAAAAAUUAUCAUAAAAUGUUCAUAAAAGCAUUUCAAAGCUUGAAAUCUCUAAUUUCGAGAUUGAUAAUUAAAUGAUUUAAUGAGUAUUUACGAUGCUACACAGAUUCAAAUGGUCUUUUUUGCUUCAGUGUUGAAUAAUUUCGAAAAAAAUCAUACAAAGCUCAACAAGUAUGCAAAUUAAAAAUAAAGAUUCACGCUUUCGAAUGCUGUAAAUUGCAUUUGCAUGCGAUUUUUAUUUCACGUCGUAGAGCUUUGUAAAAUUUAUAAAAAAUGUCGAGAUUAUAACGCAUUCUCAUUUGAAUCCGUGUAGCUUCGUAAACAAUCAGUAAAUCGUUUAAUGAGUUAUCAAUCUUGAAUCUAGAAAUUUCAAGUUUUAAAAUGAACAUUUCUUUUUUGAACAUUUCUUUACGAUCAUUUUUGACAAAGUUACACUUUCUUAAAUUUCGCCUAUUUUUGGGAGUCAGAAUUAGGUGAUACUUUAAUUUUGCUGUUGAGUGUAUAUGCACACUUCAUUUUUUUCAUACAAAGCAAUGGAACGAUCUCAUAUCCUUCCUAUUCUAUAAUCUAUUGUUACCUAAGCAUAGAGAAGAGAAAAAAAAGAGGAAAAUAAGGCAGACAAACUAAAUGUUACUGUAACGAUGUAAGUUUGAAAAGGGGUCAGUAUAUAUAAUCUAAAUGUAUACAGUAAUUUUAAUUUCUAAUGUACCUUACUUUAUCUUUUUCUUUGUUUAUAUAAUGUAUUACAAACUUCUGCAUCGAACAAUAUAUUUCUCGUGAGCGUAAAUGUUAUCUGCGAUAUAGAAUUCUUUUUCGUUCACAAACAUCAAUUAAAACAAAUGAUGUACUGAGCAGCUGAUUCGUUUCAUAUGAUGUGUGAACAUGAUUGUAACAAAAAUAUUGUACGAUACGAAAAUAACUGAUCCUGCACAUGUUGCUUUUUCUAUCUUUAUAUACCAAGGUAAUAAGGUUUAUAUUUGUAUGAAAACCCAGUAUAAUCCAUACAUAUAUAUUUCAUAGCUGUGUAAUAAAAUUACGUGAAGAAAAAUA